GCUUUGCGUUAGCACUGUGAGCAGUAGCUCGUAACAAAGGUGGUGAAAGAAUAUUGUAUUCCAUCCUUGGAAUGUGGAUGGAAGUAGAUAUGGGCCUGCCUGUGUUCAAACCACCUUGUACUGUGACCCUGCUAGAAACUUCCUGCUAACAUCCUUGUAGCUUGCAGUCCCUGAUAACAUCAUGGCAUCCUUCACGUGAGGGAAAUGCUGAGCCCUACCUACCUUCUGCUACAUUCAUGCUUCUCUUCACUUUCCCUGCUGCCCGGCUUUGUAGGAUAAUCUUCUCUUCUUAUCCUUAGGCAAAGCACAGCCCUGCUGUUCUUGAGCUCAUUACGUUUCUGUUGCAAACAAAUACUAGUUCUUCCUUCUGUUGCUGUUCGUGGAUCAAAAGCAGUUUGAGAUUUUGGUGUUUUGAGGUACUGUGACCCUGAUGAUGUAUGAUGCUCUGGGAGUAGGGGAAUGAGAGGUAGACUUAGCACUGAAGAAGUGCUAGUGCCCCAGAGGCUGGGUAUCGUGCAGACAGUGCCCUGUUGUAUGGCCCUUUGCCAGCGUCCUCCAGAGGAGAACAUUAGGACUGGUGAAUUGCCAGCUCUUAGCUGUGCGUAUCUUUCUCCGGCUCCUUGAAAUCAGGAUAUGAUUUCAAGAUGGUAUAAAUCAACCGGUUACUUGAUAUAAUGGCAAAGUAAAACUGUAACAGGUGCCUGGGGAUAGCUCAUAUGCGUACCACUUCUAGCUCUCCUCCUCUGAAAGCCAUUCCCUUGCAUGGCAGAGACAUGCAUCUUCAUGCAAGGAAAUACCAAGGUUGUCCCUUUCAAAGAGGAACUUUCGGCUCCUAUUGCUGAGACAGAAUGCUCCUGAAGCUGUUUAUAACUGCAUGUUCCCUCAGCUUUGAAAAGAGCUAGCUGUCCGUGCCCUUCCUGGCUUUUUCUUCUGCUUGCACAUUAAAGCUUUUGUUUUUCAUGCUGUUGUUUUUAACCUGACAGUAACUUGAUCUCUCUUCACUUUUUUUUUCCCCUCCUCAUUCAAAAUUGUCAUAAGGGAAAUCUCUCCUCUUGCUCUUUUCUGUGUUCGAGUAACUGAUGGCUGCUUUGUGCCAGAGCAGCUGGGGUUCCUUAUGACAAGCUGAGAUGUCUCCCUGUCCAGCACCUCCUUCCUCAUUUCAGCUACACAUAAAUGUUCUGGGUGGGGAAGGUGGUUAAUAACGCUUUCCUCCCCUGCUGGCCUUUGUCUCCAAUUAGCCACUGCUCAAAGCACAUCUUUUCCUGCAGUGCAGAUCAGAUGGUAUGGGAAGGGAUACGUGACAGACGGCUCUUGGCGUCUCAGCCCACCCAGGGGUGGAUGAGCUCUCCACUCCCUGGCAGAGGAAUCCCUGGCAUGUGAGAACGGAGGUGGUUCCCAGGGAAGAAGUUUUUGAAGAGGACACAGCUUUAUUCUUUGCUUCCCUCCUUUUACGCAGGGAUAAGGAGUGGGUUCAUGUUCCCACUCCUUCACAAAGGCAACUGAGCAGUGAAAACUGCCUCCUGGGAACUGUCGGCAGUGGAACAGCAGAGGGUACUGCAGGGCCAGCUUGCUUUGGCAGAGCUGCAGGGCAGGCUGCGAUAACAGGGAGGCAGUGCAGCCAUGCAUGGGCUGAGGAGCUGCAGAGCUUGUGCUGAGCCUGGCGGACAGUGAUGUAUGCAAAUGUCAAGUGAGGAAAAAAAGCUCUGCUUCUCCAAACUGUGUGUCCUGCUAGGUUGACACGGCACACCAGCGCCUGGAAAGUGAAGCAGUUUGUUAAAUGUCAGGAGCAACAACUUCUGUUAGGGAGUUUCUCAUGGCAUGUGGAGCAUUGAGGCCAUCUGGGAAGAAGAUGAAGACCUGCUGAUCCUGACUCCUCCAGCACUUGUCCUGUGUGCUGGGCCAGCUCAGAGGAUGCUGGCAUUUGUGUCCCGUAGGAACUGGAGCCUUACUGGAUCAAGGCAGUCCUUCAUCUCACCUGAGCCUUGGUGAGCUGAUAUCCAGAGGUAACACCUUGCAGAAGUACAGGACGUUCAACUGGAGAGAGCUACACUAAUGUACCAGCAAGGGAUGUCUUCCAGCAGCCUCUGCUAGCUGUCUUUCCAGAUUCCUUGUAUUCUUCUCUUCCCCAUAUGUCAGGAUGGAGCAAAACUGGUGGUGUAGAAGGAAGAGGUGCCAGAUACUGCUUCUUGAGUAAGUGGUCCUACUGCUCCUAAAAGACAAUAACAAAGACUUUAAGAUAAGUAAAAUUCCCUGGGCACAAUGAGAUGCCCUUGGGUUUCUGUAGCCUCUUGCUUUAGCCCCAGGAAGAACGCCUGAGGAAGAGCAAGAUGGUCCUUUACAGCUUCAGAGAAGGGAACAGCACCAGGCCCUCCAUCAGUGGAUCACCACAGAGGUAGCUUUUUGUGAGGCCAUGGCCGUGGUGGGUCCCUCCACUGUGCUGUGUCAAAAUAUAUCAAAAGCAAACCCUGUAACUCUUCCAUUGGCUUCAGGCUUACAGUCUCUGUUUUUACGGUGAAAUAACCCCAUCAAUAAUGAAGUUGCCACAACCAGAAUGCAGGGGAUGGCGUUGGUGGAUUUCCUAAAAAUGUCACUAAAAAGGCAACAGCGAAGCUUCUGGGAGUGCUUGCUGCUGAACUGUAAGAUAUGAACGUGGACAACCCUUUUAUCAAAGUUCAUGUUGGAGCCCUCGGUAGGUGGCCAGAUAUGAUUUCCUUUGAGUGGUUGCCAUCUGCCUAAAUUUAUGGCUUUUCCCUUCAGCGUUAAGUUCUCCCCAGGUUAAUCAGUAAACAUGCCCUGUUGUAUUUCACUCAUUCCCUCUGGGUGGGCUGGACACUUCUCCACUCUGCUCCCAUCCAGGAUGCAUGUGGGCCAUGGAAAGUGCCCGGCUGGCAAAGGGGAGCACCCUGGCACGGGGCUGAGGGCUUGGGCUGCCUGUGAGUGCUGCGUGGGGUUUAUAAGCAAUGGCAUGGGAUGUGGCAUACCUGUCGUGGGGACCUUUGGCCGAGGGAGGAGACACUGAGACACAUGUGCAGGCAUCAUAACAUGGUGGGGAGCUGCCAUUGAGGAACGCAGUGGAACAUGUCGGGAGCGUGCUGGAUGAAGAUGAGACGCCAUAAGCUCUUUCUGACUCUCUGCAUGGCUGGUCUCUGCCUCAUCUCCUUCUUGCACUUCCUGAAGGCCCUUUCCUAUGUCACCUUCCCCCGGGACCUGGCUUCACUUAGCCCCAACCUCGUCUCCAGCUUCUUCUGGAACAAUGCCCCCGUCACGCCACAGGUUAGCCCUGAACCGGGGGGCGCGGAGUUCCUCCGCACACCCCUGUACUCCCACUCUCCCUUACUGCAGCCCCUGCCACCCAGCAGAGCCAGCGAAGAGCUGCACAAAGUCGAGUUUGUGCUGCCGGAAGACACGACGGAAUAUUUUGUCCGAACCAAAGCCGGUGGUGUCUGCUUUAAACCGGGUACCAAGGUGUUGGAGAAGCCACCAGUGGGAGGGCGGCCGGAGGAGCGCGCAGAUGGUGCGGCUUCAGGGCGUCCUGCUCGCAAACCGCUGAGCGCAGGUGGGACCAAGCGGCGCAAGUGGGUGGAGUGUGUGUGCUUGCCGGGCUGGCACGGCCCCAGCUGUGGCGUUCCUACCGUGGUCCAGUACUCCAACCUGCCCACCAAGGACCGCCUGGUGCCACGGGAGAUCCCCCGGCGGGUCAUCAACGCUAUCAACAUCAACCAUGAGUUUGACCUGCUGGAUGUCCGCUUCCACGAGCUGGGAGAUGUGGUGGAUGUCUUUGUGGUGUGUGAAUCGAACUUCACGGCCUACGGAGAGCCACGGCCCCUCAAGUUCCGCGAGAUGCUCCUCAACGGCUCCUAUGAGUACAUCCGCCACAAAGUGCUCUAUGUCUUCCUGGACCACUUCCCUGCUGGUGGGCGCCAGGAUGGCUGGAUCGCUGACGAUUACCUGCGCACCUUCCUCACCCGAGAUGGCGUCUCUCGCCUCCGCAACCUGCGCCCGGAUGAUGUCUUCAUCAUCGAUGAUGCUGAUGAGAUCCCGGCUCGUGACGGCGUGCUCUUCCUCAAGCUCUACGACGGCUGGACGGAACCCUUCGCCUUUCACAUGCGCAAGUCUCUCUACGGCUUCUUCUGGAAGCAACCGGGCACCUUGGAGGUGGUUUCAGGCUGCACUAUGGGGAUGCUCCAGGCUGUCUAUGCUACUGAUGGGAUCCGUCUGCGGCGCCGUGAAUACUACACCAUGCCUGGUUUCCGGCAGUAUGAGAACAGCACGGGACACAUCCUGGUGCAGUGGUCGCUGGGUAGCCCCCUCCACUUUGCUGGCUGGCACUGCUCCUGGUGUUUCACCCCAGAGGGGAUCUACUUCAAACUGGUAUCGGCCCAGAAUGGGGACUUCCCCCGUUGGGGUGACUACGAGGAUAAACGAGACCUCAAUUACAUCCGGGAGCUGAUCCGGACUGGUGGCUGGUUUGAUGGUACGACGCAGGAGUAUCCCCCUGCUGACCCUAAGGAGCACAUGUAUGCUCCCAAGUAUCUGCUCAAGAACUACCAGCAGUUCCAUUACUUGCUGGAGAACCCAUACCGAAAAGCGGAGGGUACUGGUUGAGAUCGCUGGACUGCUGUGGGAAAACAGAACUUCACGACAAAGGGAAAGAGUUGUGUGUUUGUCUGUUCCUUUCUUUUUUGUUUUCUUUG
Messenger RNA from Lagopus leucura (white-tailed ptarmigan), 4694 nucleotides. RefSeq names its product beta-1,4-mannosyl-glycoprotein 4-beta-N-acetylglucosaminyltransferase (gene MGAT3). Lineage: Eukaryota; Metazoa; Chordata; Aves; Galliformes; Phasianidae. Gene Ontology annotation, cellular component: membrane. The coding region runs from base 3079 to 4605 and encodes 508 amino acids. The transcript is spliced from 2 exons. The record is from RefSeq and is a predicted model, not a curated record. Gene Ontology annotation, biological process: protein N-linked glycosylation; N-acetylglucosamine metabolic process. Gene Ontology annotation, molecular function: beta-1,4-mannosylglycoprotein 4-beta-N-acetylglucosaminyltransferase activity.